This is a messenger RNA of Chaetura pelagica (chimney swift), 2952 nucleotides long. RefSeq names its product eukaryotic translation initiation factor 4E nuclear import factor 1 (gene EIF4ENIF1). The record is from RefSeq and is a predicted model, not a curated record. Gene Ontology annotation, molecular function: mRNA binding. Gene Ontology annotation, biological process: negative regulation of translation. Bases 1 to 2952 code for a protein of 983 amino acids. Lineage: Eukaryota; Metazoa; Chordata; Aves; Apodiformes; Apodidae. The transcript is spliced from 18 exons. Gene Ontology annotation, cellular component: nucleus; cytoplasm.
AUGGAUAAAAGAGGAGGUGUGACAGAAACUGAAAAUGGUGAUGCUUUCCUGGAGCUGAACAGAGUUCCAACCAAGUACCCGCAUCGUUACACAAAGGAGGAACUGCUGGAUAUUAAAGAGCGUCCUUACUCUAAGCAAAGACCUUCUUGUCUUUCUGAAAAAUAUGACAGCGAUGGUGUCUGGGAUCCAGAAAAGUGGCAUGCAUCUUUAUAUCCGAGUUCAGGAAGAACUUCACCAGUGGAAAGCUUUAAAAAAGAUUUGGAUUCAGAUCGGACUUCUCUUAUGCGUAGGCUAGUAGAUCCAAGAGAGCGAGUGAAGGAGGAUGACUUGGAUGUAGUCUUAAGUCCCCAGAGGCGCAGCUUUGGGGGCGGCUGCCACGUCACCGCAGCCGUGAGCUCACGACGUUCUGGCAGCCCCUUGGAGAAGGAGAACGACGGUGUCCGCGUGAUCGGUGGCCGCAGGAUUGGCAGUGGAAGGAUCAUCUCUUCUCGUAACUUUGACAAAGACCACCGAGGGGGAGAAAAAGACAUACGUGAUUCCAGAGAUGCCAGAGACCGGGAUCGCGAGAGGGACUACAAGGAUAAGCGCUUCAGGAGGGAAUUUGGUGACAGCAAACGUGUCUUUGGGGAGCGAAGAAGGAAUGACUCUUACACCGAAGAGGAACCGGAGUGGUUCUCUGCUGGUCCUACAAGUCAGUCUGAAACCAUCGAGCUCACAGGCUUUGAUGAUAAAAUUUUGGAGGAAGAUCACAAAGGGAGAAAGCGCACGAGGCGGCGUACGGCCUCGCUGAAGGAAGGGAUAGAAUGCAAUGGUGGAGUGGCAGAAGAGGAUGAAGUGCAGACUGCUCUUGCCAAUGAAACUCCAGCAGAUCAAGAAGUUCCUAGGGAAGCCGUGUUACAAGAACCAGCUCCAGGAGAGUUUGAUUUCAAUGAAUUCUUUAACUUGGAUAAAAGUGUUCCUGGCCUGGCUUCGAUGAUAGAGGAUGUGCUGGGGGAAGGUUCAGUGUCUGCCAGCAGGUUCAGCCGGUGGUUUUCUAAUCCUAGUCGUUCUGGAAGUCGGUCGAGCAGCUUGAGAUCUACACCACAUGAGGAACUGGAGAGGCUUGCAGGUCUAGAGCAAGCCAUUCUCUCCCCUGGCCAGAACUCUGGAAACUACUUUGCUCCCAUUCCAUUGGAAGACCACUCUGAAAACAAAGUGGACAUCCUAGAAAUGCUACAGAAAGCCAAAGUGGACUUAAAACCUCUUCUCUCAAGUCUUUCAGCCAACAAGGAAAAGCUUAGAGAGAGCACACAUUCAGGAGUUGUACUUUCAGUAGAAGAAGUUGAAGCUGGGCUAAAAGGUCUGAAAGUGGAUCAGGAGGGAAAAAUUGCUACUCCAUUUAUGGCUGAGCAAAUGGAGGAAGCAUUAAAUGUUGCUGGCUCCAGACAGAUCAAGAAGGAUGGAGAUAUGACUGCAUUUAACAAACUAGUCAGCAGUAUGAAGGCAAGUGGGACUCUACCUUCACAGCCCAAAGUCAAUAGCCUUGAGAGCCACUUAAUGUCACCUCCAGAGAUGCCAGGUCAACCUCUAUCAAAGAAUAUUCUGCAGGAACUUCUUGGUCCACCCAUUACUAGACCUUCAUCAAAUGUCUUAAGUGGCCUGAUAGGUGGCUUGGAACCCACAGCCUCUUUACUGACACAGAGGGCACCUUCUCCCCCCAUCACACCUGUGUUUCCAACUCGAGCUGCCUCUGCAGAUUACCUGCGCCACAGGAUAUCUUCACCCAUUGGGUUUGGACAAGGUUCUCAGCAAUUGCUUGGUGAUCCAUUUCCAGGUGUAAGGAAGCCCAUGAGUCCAGUUGCUGCACAGAUGAAUCCUCUGGAAAUACAGCAGGCUGCAUUAGAGGGACUGGCAUUACCACAUGACUUGGCCAUACAGGCAGCAAACUUCUACCAGCAUGGCUUUGGUAAACCACAGAUGGACAAAACCAGAGAUGGCUACAGAAACAGGCAGCAGCGAAUGACCAAGUCACCUGCACCAGGACACAGAGGGAAUGCAUCAUCUCCAGCCCCUACAGCAUCCAUUACUAGCAUGCUGUCUCCUUCCUUUACACCUACCUCGGUGAUUCGCAAGAUGUAUGAGAGCAAGGAGAAAAGCAAAGAGGAGCCAGUUUCUGGGAAAAUGAAAGUUGGUGAUGGCAAAGAUGAAAAUCAGAGGCCAAAUGAAGAUAACCUACUGUCUAGUUCUGUGGAGAAUGCAGAUCAAGAAACUUUGCCCACCUUAGGUACCAAACUACCUGCACUGCAGCGCUCUGCAUGUUCCACACCUCUUGCCCAAGCAAAUCGUUGCACCAAAGAGCAAGACUACAGGCCUAAAUCAGCUGGUAGAAAGACUCCUACAAUGGCCUCCCCAAUACCAGGAGGCCCUUUUCUUCGUCCUGUUCAUCAAGUACCCCUUGUUCCCCAUGUACCAAUUGUACGACCUGCUCAUCAACUGCAUCCAGGAUUGGUCCAGAGAAUGCUGGCGCAGGGGGUUCAUCCGCAGCACCUCCCUCUACUGCAAGCAGGUAUGCUUCCUCCUGGGGUGGACCUGUCUCACUUGCAGGGAAUAUCUGCUCCCAUCCUUGGCCAACCUUUUUACCCACUACCAACAGCCAGCCAUCACAUCUUGAACCCACGCUCUGGGACACCUUUGCAGCUUGCCAUGAUGCAGCAGCAGCUGCAGAGAUCAGCUUUACAUUUCACAGGCACUGGAGCACAGGGAUCACCAGCUGGUGCACAAACAACCCCUCAGAAUGUGCUGUCUCGGACUGGAUUAUCUCAUGGGCACUCACAGCUUGACCAUCGCCCCAGCCAGAGAAGUGGGUCUCCCAUUGGCCUUGCAAAGUGGUUUGGUUCAGAUGUUUUGCAGCAGCCUCUCCCUUCCAUGCCAUCCAAAGUCAUCAGUGUAGAUGAACUGGAAUAUCGUCAGUGA